AUGUGCAUGAUGUUCCUUGGGAUUUUGAGACCUAAUAGAGUAGACACACACUAUGAGACAAUCAAUGCCCCUCCCGGUUUUGAAACCCCGCCUGAAAAGAUCCUUUGUUCAAGAUGCGGCCACAUUACCAAUGCCGUAUAUAGAAAAACAUACAAGAAUUGUGUAUGUUUCUUUGUUCCCUGCCCGUGGGUAGAAACCGGGGAGCCAUUCUUAGCCUGUUCAAGAUGUAAUAUGCCCCUUGAGCAUUUUCCCCAAAAAGAAUGUAUAUCCUGCCAAACAUUAACGACCUUCAAAUCAGAUUACUGUCCAAUAUGUGGGGGUAGAAAGGAGAUGCCGACAGAAGAACGUGGUUAG
This is a messenger RNA of Vittaforma corneae ATCC 50505, 354 nucleotides long. RefSeq lists its product as uncharacterized. The transcript has a single exon. Bases 1 to 354 code for a protein of 117 amino acids. The record is from RefSeq and is a predicted model, not a curated record. NCBI's taxonomy places the organism in Eukaryota, Fungi, Microsporidia, Nosematidae.